This is a messenger RNA of Haliotis rufescens (red abalone), 3525 nucleotides long. RefSeq names its product serine/threonine-protein kinase ULK3-like. Gene Ontology annotation, cellular component: cytoplasm; autophagosome. NCBI's taxonomy places the organism in Eukaryota, Metazoa, Mollusca, Gastropoda, Lepetellida, Haliotidae. Bases 31 to 1464 code for a protein of 477 amino acids. The record is from RefSeq and is a predicted model, not a curated record. Gene Ontology annotation, biological process: autophagy; autophagosome organization; protein autophosphorylation. The transcript has 15 exons. Gene Ontology annotation, molecular function: ATP binding; protein serine/threonine kinase activity.
UUUCCGGAGGUAAGAAAAUGCAACACGGAAAUGGCUAAAUCUUCGUCUGCUAGCAUCGUGGUUCCUAACUUAAGAGAUUAUGUUUUUACGGAGAAACUUGGCAGUGGAACCUACGCCACGGUGUACAAAGCCUACAGAAAGACCGGUGUUCGGGAAGUUGUGGCCAUAAAAUGUGUGUUAAAGUCCACUUUAAACAAGGCCUCAACAGAGAAUCUCCUCACUGAGAUUGAGCUCCUGAAGACGCUGAAGCAUCCAAAUAUUGUAGAGCUGAGAGACUUCCAGUGGGACGACGCCUACAUCUACCUCAUCAUGGAACACUGCAGCGGUGGGGACUUCUCACACUUCAUCCGUAAACGUCGCCGUCUUCCUGAACAUCUGGUCAAAAGGUUCCUGCAGCAACUAGCCGGUGCCAUGAUGUUCCUCUGGAACAAGAAUGUGGCCCACAUGGACCUCAAACCCCAGAACAUCCUCCUGACAUCUAUCACUCACCCCACCAUCAAGAUAGCAGAUUUUGGGUUUGCGAAGCACUUGUUUGAUGGUGAUGCCAUGAAUGUGAUGAGAGGAUCCCCUCUGUACAUGGCGCCGGAGAUCAUCUGUAGAGGGGAGUAUGAUGCAAGAGUGGAUCUGUGGUCUAUAGGUGUUAUACUGUAUGAAUGUCUGUUUGGGAGAGCCCCGUUUGCUUCACAGAGCUUUAAGGAGUUAGGGUCUAAGAUAUGGGAUGAUAAACCAGUAGAGUUACCUUAUGGGGUGGACGUUACAGAAGAUGCCAGGGAUCUUCUUCUUCGGCUGCUGAAGAGGAAACCAGAUGAGAGAAUUACAUUUGAAGAAUUCUUUGCUCACCCAUUUGUGGAUAUGACCCAUGUGCCAUCACAUGACAGUCUGAGUCAUGCAAUUGAGCUGGUCACAAAGGCUGUGAAGAAAGACAACGAGCGGAACUACAAGGCAGCCAUCAGGUUAUACACUGAAGCUCUCGACUACUUCGUGGCAGCUGUACAUUAUGAAAAAAAUCCCAACAAGAAAGAAGCCAUGAGGAAGAAGGUGAAGGAGUACAUGGACAGGGCUGAAGUGUUGAAGACGUUACUCAAACCACAGAAGCCUGAAGACUCCCUCAGCAGAUCCCUGUCUCUCAACGAAUACGAAGAACUGACUGAUCUUUGUCUCGGGAAGCCGGAGCUGCAGGCUGCGCUGCGACUGAUCAAAGCUGCAGAAUCUGAGUCAGACAAAGAACAGUUUGAGCAGGCCUUGCAUCAUUAUGAGUUGGCUCUUGCUCCUCUAGUCCAACAUCUCCCAGAGGAACCCAAGGGAAGAAGGAAAGAUUUGUUGAAAAAAGAGCUGGAGAAGUGGAUGGGCAAAGCAGAGGAGAUCAAGUCAUAUCUGUCAGUGAAGUCCCUGUCGACGGAGACAGUCACGAAGCAGGACGAGGAGGAGAACAAUCAGUAUCUAGCCUCCUGCUGUGUCCAGUAGCAGCUGACCACACAUCCCACAUCACAGAGAGCUCCAGUCAUGUCAGCCUCCCGCUGUGUCCAGUAGCAGCUGACCACACAUCCAACAUCACAGAGAGCUCCAGUCAUGUCAGCCUCCGGCUGUGUCCAGUAGCAGCUGACCACACAUCCCACAUCACAGACAGCUCCAGUCAUGUCAGCUGUGCUGCUUCACAGCUUCAAUCAUGCCAUUGGGCACAAUUCUGUGCCAUGUAUAUACUACUCAGCUUUUGUAAAGUAUCCAGACUGAACAGUGAAUAAAUGAGUUGUUAUUGUGUAUACUGCAGCCAGAGCAACAUAUUGUCUUGUUUCACUUACUUUCUUGGUCAGUGACAGGAGGCAAUAAGAAAGUAAUGUUUUCAGAGUGGAUGUGAAGUUGUUUCUAUAAAGAAAGUCAUAAAAUAAAGAGGCUGUUUUUUCCAUCUUCCCAAGGCAAGGGCAUUAACUGACUAUGAAAGUCCAGUUUCCACCCUUGCCGAACUAGGCUGGGAUUAUGGAGUUACAUUUUGGCUGGACUAACGAGUCUAUGCAUAGUCCAAUCAAAAUUGCGUAACGAACUUGCCAUCGGGUUGGUAAACAACAUGGAUAUCAAUGUGUAGAUUUCGGUCGACUGCAGGAUUUGCAAAGCAUGUGUACCAUCAAUUGGGUGUCGAUAAAUAUUUUGAAAAUCUUUUCAUGUUUUUAAUGAAGGUGCUCAAGUGAUUUGAUGCGCUUCGCGGGUUAAAACCCAUUUCAUUACACUAUAGAUCUUGAUUAUCAAUAAGAUCGUCUUGACUGGGUGCCGCCAUUUUGUUUGAACCAAAUAAAAGGUAUAUGUAAGAUGGAAUCUGAUUGGUCCAUAGGAGGGGCAUAGGAGGUACAUAACUGGCAAUAGUCACUGGUGGUGCUCCGAUCGAGACUGGAAAUUCUAGCCAAAUUCGGCAAGGGUGGAAACUGGACUUUUAUAGUCAGGUAACUCCCUUGCCUCGGGAAGAUGUUUUUUUCUUAUAAAACACAAACAUGAAGAUGAUAAAAAGCAUAUUUCAAUUCAAACACGUUUUAGUUAAUUCAAUAUUUGAGUCUGUAAAAUUUGAAAUAAACUGGCCUUAUAAAAGAAUAUUGUUAUCCUUGCACAGCUGUUCUAGUUUGAACUAAAACAGAACACCCCUGGCACAUGAACUCAUGUGUUGGAGGAUGGGGACAGCCCCAUGUGAUUUCCAUGGUAGUUGGUUGUGUUUUGCAUAUUUCCUUAUUGAAAGCCUAGUUGUAUUGCUAAGAUUAUAUACAGGGCUUAUACAUAGAAUGAGGCUAAAGGUUAAUGUCUUCCUGUGCAUAAUCCUGUUCUGAUGCAAAUAUUGCAAAUGCUAAUUGUUUCAGCUUAACAUGAAAUAUAUUUCAGUAUAUAUUGAUUAUUUGGUAAAACGGAAUAUUAGAUGCAGUAUUUAGCUAGCAAUAGAAGGCACUGGUGGCGCUGUGGCUGAAGACCUUGCUGUUACCUGUGCAGCGUGACGGAGACCAGAAUCCAGCUUCUCAGACUUACCUGGAUUGUGAUCUUUGAUUUUCUCACCAGUGUUAGAAAUUAGUGUCUGUGUUGAGGUCUCAGGUCCUGUAGAAUUUAAACCUAUGGACCCCUAAGUUGUUAACUUUAACAUUAGGGUUAUGACAUGAUCCCCUUUACUUUUAGUCUUAGUUUCGGGCCUUGUGGUUAAAGCGUUCACCAAAGACCGGGUCCCAUUCCCUACAUGGGUAGAAUGUUUGAAGUCCAUUUCUGGUGUCCCCUGCCGUGAUAUUGCUGGAAUAUUGCUAAUAAAAGUGUGUAAAACCAUACUCACUCUCGUUCUUAGUUUCAAACAGUACAUCCCCAUACCAUGCUUGUGAGUUCCCCCAGAGUUUAGACUGUUUGCUUCAUGCAUCACUUUGGCUGUCCUUCCAGGACUUCCGCACAGCGCCACGAUUCGCUGUGCAGAUUUGCGUCCCUUGGGCACGCCAGAAACCUAUGAUUGUGGGUUCGAAUCCCGGUUCGUUCCGAUUAUGUUUCUAGGUUUGUCAGCACCAUACCUGUGCU